Rodentolepis nana is the source of this 783-nucleotide messenger RNA. The record is from the annotation of a GenBank genome assembly. NCBI's taxonomy places the organism in Eukaryota, Metazoa, Platyhelminthes, Cestoda, Cyclophyllidea, Hymenolepididae.
AUGGAGUCUGCCACCGCAGUUUGUGCUGAUUGCGAUGCAAGAAAUCCUCAAUGGGCUUCCAUAAAUCGGGGUGUUUUUAUAUGCGAUGAAUGCAAUUCCAUUCAUAGACAACUCGGUCGUCAUGUCAGUCAUACAAAGCAUUUAUAUAAAUCUUUAUGGCGUCCAUCACAAUUAUUUAUGGUGCAAUAUCUAGCUCUUGCCGGUGCAAAUAGGUUUUGGGAACAUGUUCUUCUUGAGCCUCUACUUAACAAGAAACCACUACCUGAUUCUCCGCUUCACCCAACAAAAGCUGAUUUUAUUCGCAAGAAAUAUUUAUUCCACGGAUUUUUUAAACUUCCAAUUGUUAUUCAUCCUGAUGAUCUUAAUCAACAAUUGCAUGCCAGUGUUCGGACUGCAGUUUUAGAUACCAGUCUUUAUCUUCUUGCCCUGGGAGCUGAUCCCAAUUACAUUCACCCGGUGAAAGGUACUUCUCCAGUUCAUGUCGCUUGUCAGUACGAACAAAUCUCUCAAUUGGAAUUGCUGAUUGCCUAUGGUGGUGACGUUUGUCUUCGAUCCAGCAAGGGAAUUUCUCCUCUCGAGGUAAUUUUUUACCUACUUAUUGAUAAAUUUGUAUCAUUCGUUUUUAUUUCAGUUUAUUCUUUGAAAUACUUAUUAAUUCCUGGUUAUCUCCAUUCCUUUUUUUCGUAUACCCUUAAUUGCCUUCCUAAUAGCCAAACGAUCCCUCGAGUCCAACAAAUACACGGAAUUAAGCAGAAGUUCCUAUGCUACUCAAAAUUAUGUUAG